Molecule: messenger RNA, 2290 nt
Organism: Vanessa tameamea
Lineage: Eukaryota; Metazoa; Arthropoda; Insecta; Lepidoptera; Nymphalidae
Product: alpha-(1,3)-fucosyltransferase C-like
Exons: 2
Coding region: 230-1453 (407 amino acids)
Cellular component (GO): membrane
Molecular function (GO): fucosyltransferase activity
Source: RefSeq, a predicted model, not a curated record
UUUACGAAAGAUUAGUAAUAGCAUAAUAUAUACUUUUUAAAAAUUCGAUAUGUUAUCGAUCUUUAAAUUAUUAGUAGAUUUGUAAAUAUGCCGGUCGUGACAGAAACAAUUUUACAGUUGGUUUGUUUACCUGUUUAGCAUAGUUCCUACGAGAUGCUUCAAAUAUACUUGACAAACAUACGUUUGGAAACGUAGUCGCGUUUAGUGGUUACCGAGGAAUCGAAGAGAAAUGAGAAACAAUAUUUUUACAAAAGUCUUUACCUACUGUUUCGUAACUGCAAUUAUCUGGUUUUUAUAUAAAUUGUUUAUUGAUCUCAAAUAUACAAACGACAUACCAAGAGUGGAAAUUGUAAUAGAAAAUAGAGAAAAUGUUGAAAUUGUUACCGAAAGUGAUACUAAAUUGGAGCUAAAGUAUAUUUUGCAAUGGACAUCACCAACUAAUGUUCCAUUCGUGUACUUAGGUAAAGGACGACAAGGAUUUAUAGACAGGAACUGUUCUUUCACCAACUGUUUCGUAACAGAUAAUGAAUCAUAUCUAGGUGAUUAUACAAAAUUUGAUGUAAUUGCAUUUGCUGGGCCGGAAGUUCGGUUUAUGACGAAACAAGCUUUUUUUGAUCGUUUACCCAAAAGAAGAUCACCACAUCAGAAAUAUGUUUUCGCUAGUAUCGAAUCGGCGGAAAAUUAUCCAGUAUGUUCUGAUUCAUUUGAUGGCUUUUUUAAUUGGACGUGGACUUAUAGAUUGGAUUCCGAUGCGCAAUGGGGAUAUAUAGUAAUACGUGAUUCUACGAAUAAAAUUGUGGGACCUAAAAAAAAUAUGCAUUGGAUGAAAUUAGAAGAUAUGGAUCCUGUUAGUGAAAAUUUAAGUAUAAUAUUGAGAAAUAAAACAAAAGCCGCUGCUUGGUUUAUAUCUAAUUGUUAUUCAAGAAGUGGACGAGAGAUAUUUGUUCAGAGAUUACAAAAGCGACUCGCGAAAUACGACCUAGGAAUUGAUAUUUAUGGUGAAUGCGGCUCUAUGAAGUGUCCUCGUGAUAGAAAUGAUGAAUGCAAUAAACUAAUUGAGAAAGAUUAUUAUUUUUAUCUCUCAUUCGAAAAUUCGUUUGCUGAAGAUUAUGUGACAGAAAAAUUAUUGCAUCCAUUAAAGAAUAACGCCGUGCCAAUUGUAUAUGGCGGAGCGAAUUAUACGAGGUUUAUGCCUAAUGGAAUAUAUCUAAAUGCAAGAGAGUUGGGUCCAGAAAAACUAGCUCUUAAAAUGUACGAAUUAAUAAAAGAUCCGGAAAUGUAUGCUGGUUUUUUUAAAUGGAAAAAUCACUAUUCUUAUUACGGCAGACACGAGAGCAUCGAAACGAAUGACUAUUGUAGAUUCUGCUCUAUGCUCAAUGAAGAAGACUUGGUUAAUAGAACAUCGGUGUACGAGAAAUUUCGAAGCUGGUGGGACCCACCGAGUCGUUGCUGAAGAAAAGUGCUGUCAUAGACUGCUUUAAUUUAAUAUGUUAUAAAUAUAUGGAAAUAUGUUUGGUGACGAUAAUUAAGUGAAUAUAAUAAGUGUGUUUAAUCGAGAUUAUUGGUGAAUUAUGAAUUCACCUCAGGAUAUUAACAAUAUAUAAUCAUAAUAACUACCACAGCCGGUUAUCAUUUCCCAUUACAGUAAUAAUACUAAUGAACAAUAAUUUUAUUCACAGUUACACAAUAACCGCCUUCAUUUUCAUUAUAAAGUUUGUUAACAAUGUUACUUGAUUCAUCUCAUCUCAUCUCUCAGUCGACUCAUCUCACCUGACUCCCGUUUUUUACAUAUGUAGUAAGAUAUUUUUUCACUUUGCAAUGAGAACUGACACAAUAAGAACUAAAGAAUCAACUUCUGAACCGACUUGAAUUUGCUUCAUGUAUCUGUUAGGUUAGUAAUGACUUCACCGAUUUUAUCCCUCCUUAGAAAUUAUGCUUGUAUGAUAAUAUAUUUUGGUUUUGGUUUUUGAGAUGUAUAAAUUUAAUAUUUUUUAUUUAGGCCUAGGAGGUUAUACGUUCAUAUAUAGUUUUAUUAUUCAAUAAUACUGUUGACGUAAUUUCAUUCUUAUGUUACCGGAUGAGAAAACGUUAUAUCGCACAACGGUUUGUGUUUUCGAUGUAUUGUCAAAGAUUUAUUACUGUAGAGUUAUUCUGUAAGAACAAACUCGUAACUCACGAUCGUGAAAUGUCAGAAUUUUAUAUGCAAUAUUGACUAUAAUUUACGAGAUCACACAUAUCAAAAUGGCGUAACACCGUAAGCCGACUGUCAAUAUCACGGAUGAGAUGCGAA